UCAGGCCCCGCCCCUAAGCGCUGGCCCUGGGCCCGGAGGCGCUGAGAAAGGACUUCGCUGGAUUGACACAGUCUCAUCUCCUACAACACCCAUGGAGGGAGCCGCGGUUCGGCUGCUGCGCGGAAGCGCGCUGCUAAGAAGACAUGUCCCAACUUGCCUGUCUUCUUGGAAAACUCCUCCCCGUGUCCUGAAAUCUUCCCAGUCAGCAGCUCUGCUCGGUGUAAUGGAUCAUGGGCCAUCCUGCACCGCCCUGCAGAUGUUUACAGAGGAGGAGAUGAUGAUUAAGAACACAGUUAAAAAAUUUGCCCAGGAACAGAUUGCUCCUCUGGUUUCAACGAUGGAUGAAAAUUCAAAAAUGGAGGAAUCAGUAAUACAAGGAUUAUUUCAGCAAGGGUUGAUGGGUAUUGAAAUUGAAACAAAAUAUGGAGGAACAGGAGCUUCCUUUUUUUCCUCUAUCCUAGCGAUAGAGGAAUUAGCCAAAGUUGAUGCGUCUGUGGCUUUGUUGUGUGACCUCCAGAACACCGUCAUUAACAAUCUCAUUAGAAAACAUGGAACAGAAGAACAAAAGGCUACCUAUUUGACCGAGCUUGCGACAGAGAAAAUAGGAAGUUUCUGCCUUUCAGAGGCUGGAGCAGGUAGCGAUGCAUUUGCUUUGAAGACCAGAGCUGAUAAAAAGGGAAAUUAUUAUGUCAUCAAUGGGUCAAAGAUGUGGAUCACCAAUGCUGAGUAUGCGGGGCUCUUCCUGGUGAUGGCAAACAUAAAUUCUGACCUUGGGUAUAAAGGAAUUACCUGCUUCUUAGUAGAUCGCGAUACUGAAGGCCUUCACGUAGGGAAAGCAGAAAACAAAAUGGGGUUGAGAGCUUCUUCCACCUGCCCAUUAACGUUUGAAAACGUCAAGGUUCCAGAAACCAACAUCCUGGGACAAAUUGGACACGGCUAUAAGUAUGCCGUAGGGAGUCUUAAUGAAGGCAGAAUAGGAAUUGCUGCACAGAUGCUGGGAUUGGCUCAAGGCUGCUUUGACCACACUAUCCCAUAUAUGAAGGAAAGGAUACAAUUUGGCAAAAGGAUAUUCGAUUUUCAGGGGCUCCAACACCAAGUGGCUCAGGUGGCCACCCAGCUGGAGGCUGCAAGAUUGCUAAUAUACAACACUGCUAGGCUUUUAGAAGGUGGAAAGUCAUUCAUAAAAGAAGCAUCCAUGGCCAAAUACUAUGCAUCAGAGAUUGCAGGCCUCACAACCAGUAAGUGUAUCGAGUGGAUGGGAGGAGUCGGCUACACCAAAGAUUUCCCUGUGGAAAAAUACUUCCGAGAUGCAAAAGUUGGCACAAUAUACGAAGGAGCUUCAAAUAUCCAGCUCAACACCAUCGCAAAGUGCAUUGACACAGAAUACUGACGUCCACAGGGACGGGCCUCUCCCCCUUGUCGCUGGUAUAAAAGUCUAAACGAUCGUGCCUUUUUGUGGAAGUAAACCUCCAUGGCAUUGAAGUAUUCUGUUCAAGGCCUUAGUCAUGAUUCUUGGGAUUGAUCUUUUGUGUUUUAUCUUUCCAGUCUGCAUAAAUUAGGCACCGGGAAAUCAUUUUUCAAAUUUGGGAAGAAGGGCAUCUGUGUUUUCUCCAAAACUGUUGUUAAAGUUGUACACGUGUAAAUCACUUCAGCUUCAGGGCAGACAGAUGUUUCACUCUGUCAGCAUUUGGAGAAAUGCAUGUGAAGUAUUACGUACAGACAUGACUGCUUUAUAUUCCCGUUAAAUCUUUAUUUUUUGGAUCAGAGAAACAUUUGUUAUAGUUGGCAAUUCUAUUGAUCGAUUCAGUUCUAAGUUACUAGCCUAGGUAGGAACUGAAAAUGUAUUUAGAAAAAUCUAAAAAAAAAGUUUUAAAAAAAUGUUUAUUUUGAAGGAAAAAGAGAGAGAGAGAGUGGGCAGGGGAGGGGCAGAGAGAGGGAGAGAGAGAAUCCCAAGCAGGCUUCUCGCUGUCAGCAGAGCCCAAUGCAGGGCUCUUAUCUCAAGAACCGUGAGACUAUGACUGACCAGGAGUUGGAAGCUUCACUGAAUGAGCCACCCAGGUGCUCCUAAAAAAGAAGGUUACUUUUAAAAAAGAAAAAUCUGGGGUGCCUGGGUGGCUUAGUUAAGCGUCCAACUUCAGCUCAGGUCAUGAGUUCGAACCCCAUAUCGGGCUCUGCAUUGACAGUGCAGAGCCUGCUUCGGAUCCUCUGUCUCCCUCUCUCUCUGUUCCUCCCCAGCUCGUUCUCUCUCUCUCUCUCUCUCUCUCUCUCUCUCUCUCUCAAAAAUAAACAUUAAAUAAAUAGAUAGAAAGAUCUGAAAGUUCUAGUUCUAAAUGGAAGUGGGUGGAAAAUAAGGGUAUAAUUCUAUAGGUCAUAUGAUUGAAGACAUUAUUUUAACAAAAGAAAGCAAUACGAUUUGUUCCUAUAAUUGAGCUGCGUAAAAGAUGCAUUUCAUGAUGUUUUCAGCAGAUCAUUUUAAAAACAAGUUCUUCUCGGGGCUCCUGGGUGGCUCAGUCGGUUGGCCGUACGACUUUGGCUCAGGUCAUGAUCUCGCGGUUCGUGAGUUCAAGCCUCGCGUCGGUCGGGCUUGUGCUCACAGCUCGGAGCCUGGAGCCUGCUUCAGAUUCUGUGUCUCCCUCUCUCUUUAUUCCUCCCCUGCUCGCACUCUGUCUCUCUCAAAAAUAAAUAAACGUUAAAAAAAAAAAAAAAAAGAACAAGUCCUUCUAUUAGUUUUCAAGCAUAAAGUUUAAAUAGUUUGAUUUAAUAAUCAGAAUAUAUUCAGUAUUAUAAUAUUCAUUUUAUCACACACUGUUUUUCAGCAACAUCAUUUCUUUCUGUAUUUGAACUGAAUAGUAUUUCCUCAAACUUAAAGUUAUUGGGCUUGACCAUGAAUAGUAAUGCAGAUGCUGUGUUUUGGUUCAGUGGUUCUCAAGAGGGAGAAAUCUUGUCCCUGUAAAGAAGUAUAUCAAAAUCUUAUAAGGAAUGAGUUAGAAGGGGCCUGUAGAGUUUGAAAAAGCAUAUUCAGUGAUAUGGAAAAUAAUAUAAAAAUAAUUUUAUAUCUUGCAAGGCAAAAAUCUAUUUGUUUCACAAUACAAAUUACAGAAAAGCAAAGCUCUACAGAAUAUAGAGCUGGUGAUGCCAUCUCUUCAGUAUUGGGGAUUCUCAAUCAGGAGAAAAGGACUCUCCUCCCCCCUCCCCCAAGCCAGGGUACAUAUCCUGAGUCCCCUCAGGGAAGUAGAUGACAGAUGGAUUAGAGUUUUGUCUCUUCUGAAAAGGUGGGAUGGGUCAGAGAUGUUGAAAAAUGCUUCAGGGUUCAUACUGCUGCUGUAUGGGAAGCAUUUUAGUCCAUAAAUGAGAGGAUCAUGCUUAUUAAGAAAACCUGACAUUUUUAAAGUAAUUUUGCUUUUGCACCUUCAUGUUUCUUGAAUUGGAUUAAUUUCUGUGAUGCAAAUCAUAGUUAAAUACUCAGAAUUGGUAAAUACAAUUGAGAUAGGAAUUACUUUAAAACAUCAGAAAGAAAUAAAGACAAAUACAGAUCUUGGAUCAAAAGAGAUUACGUCUACGUGACUUUCAAAUAGGAAGAUGAUAGAAAUUCCUUCAUUCAGUCUUUCGGAACAAAAAGGCAGUGUAAUCUGAUAAAAAAACAAAAAAAAUAGGGGAAUGGAUGAAAUGCCCUAAAACAAGGCUAGACGUCUAGUCUUUAAUUUCUGUGAUUAUGUAAAAGGUGGACUUCACAAAUAAUGCAGAAGCCAACAUUAGUACCAAAAAAAAAAAAAAAAAAAAAUCCCACUGGUUCCUGUGGAAUUGUAAAGACGUGAAACUUCAAGGAACCUCGUGUUGGAAUUAGCAGCAUUGGAGAAACUCCUGUGUACGUCCAGACCUUGAAUGUAUAUUCAUUGUUGACAAAGUUCUAAUGAUGUGUACCUUUGUCCAUGUUCACAAAAACCAGUUGCAAGUUAAUUCUGUAAUCUAGUUAAUGCAUCUACCUUCUCGUAUUAGGGAAUUAUUGUGUCAUUUUGCCUUUUACCAAAAAGGAUGUCGUGGGUUUUCCCUGUAGUUCUUCCCUUAUACCUUUUCUUAAUAACCAUGACUUUAGGGGCUUUAAAACGGUCUAUCCCGAGUUUGUGUCUAAUGGAGAAUGAGCUGGUUCACCUCCUGAAGGCUGUCAUUUUUCUUUGUGAGUUUGAGGAUUGGGCCUUCGUGGCUCUCAGGAGUUUCAGACUUGAACCCAAACACCAAAUACGUCUUGGCUGUAUUUGUGUGGAAGGAGCUGGACUCAACCCAACUGCCAAGUCGGUAUUGUUAGAGAUUUCAUUUUACAACACGAAAAUGAAUCAGUGUCAAAAGAUUUUAGAACCACGGAAAGAUAAACCUGGAAAGACCUUAGAGAACUAUCCGGCCAACUCUUCAUUUUAAGCGCGAAAGAUUCAUGACCCAGAAUGUUUGCCCAAGGUCAUCCACCAAGGACAAAACAAGACAAGAAUCCAAGUGUACUGGCUCCCGAUACAGUGUUCUUCCUCCUUCCUGACAUCAUCUCUGUUCAGCAGAUUUUGGAUUUCAUUCUUAUUAUAUUUCAGUAUGAUUGUUGAUUUAUUUCUUUUAACUGACCAAGAGCGUUUCAGAAGUGUUGUGAUUGAUCAGUGUCAUGACUUACAUACAUUAAUCUCCUGCCAAAGACACCAGCUGCCAUCGGUUGAAGCUGGCAUGUCACAUGUGAAGAUUAUUGUGUAUGAUUUGGUUUUAUGGUUAUGACAUAUGUUAGCAAAUGCAUUUAGUUCUAUCCUCACUGUUGUAUUUUGCUGAUCCUUCAUGAAGGGAACGGUGUAUGUCAAUCAGACUACUCAGUGUCACAAAGUCCGUAUCCUAUGGAGAAGGAAAAACUACGGCACUAAGUUAACUGGAGAUUUUUGCCGCUCUGACAAAGCAAAAUCGUUCAUUCCACAUACAGAUGAAGUAACAAAAUGGUGUAAUCUUCCUGCAAAAUACAUAACACUUUUGUUUGCCAGCCUGAUAGCUUGCCUCUCCUGUAAGCCAAUUUCGUUUUCAGAGAAGAGGUCCUACGAUAUAGACCAAGUUUAAAUUCUGAUGCUAAAGAAAAUUUUACUGGAGGACCCUUUUUUCUUUUUUUUUUUUCUUUUUUCCUUUUUUUUUUUCAGCAAAAUAAGGAACUCUUCAGUUUGAGAGGUCACCUGUUUUGAGCACACCUUCACAGGAUAGAUCUCGUCUAGCUGAUAUUUAUACCUGUGCUUUCUAGUACUACUUCUGGAAAUUUUAUAUCGUUGUGCCUUUUACUCAGUGAUCUUCUAUAGCCCGACGCCGCAGGUUUCAGCCUGUCUGUUCCCCGUUCCCUCCUAUGCUACUUUAGAAAUCCAGGUAUCGGUCGUUCAGCGAUUUGUGCCGAGCAUUCACUGUGUCCAAGGGUCGAAAGUGCCCCAAGGGGAUGAGAAAGUAGAUGCUUAGUGAAACGUGUGCUGAUCUCAGGGGUCAUUUUUCUGUCCUCGUUGGUGCCUCCUCACACAGAGAUGGAGUGGGAAACUACCAAGCCCAGCCCUAUGCAAAAGUACUUCUUUAGAUCCUUUAGAAUAACACUAAGCGCUAACGUCUCUUGAGCUCUUCCCAUGUGCCACCUGCUAUUCUGUGCUUUUGAUACAUAUUAACUCACAACAACCCUUUACGGUAGGUGCUCCUGUUAGCCCAUUUUACAGGCAAGGAGACUGAGGCAUGGAGAGGUUCAAUAAGAUGCUUAUUGGUACAUGACAGAAAUGAUUCAAACUCGGGCAGUCUGGCUGAUGAAGGCCAUCCCAGGUUCGUUCCUCCGGUCUUACGGGUUUGCUCAUCUUCAGGAGGCUUCCAGUAAAAUGCCAGGAUGAUCUUUUCAAACAGGGAAGGGUAGCUAGCAGGCCUGCAAAAGAAAUCAUUAGGGGUGGUGGGAGCCUGUGUGUUUUGGGAGAAAGACUGGGGAGUGGGGUGGAUAGGGUGAUGGAGAGAUGUGGCUGAAAGGAGAGCAAAGUACUAAAAAGGGCACUAAGGCAAUACCAGAAAAUGUCCUGCCCUCCAGAGUGAUCUAGAAGUUUCCCUGAGACAGGAAGAAUGAGAGAGCAGGAUAAAAAGCUGAGUGGUGGUAUAGGAUGUUUGAUGUGCAGUUAUCUGUAUGGAUAGCUACAAUAUAAAGGGGAAAAGCUAACUUUGCAAAAGUUACUUGUUUUUAAAGAAAGCGUGGUAAGUAGGAAACAAAAUAAGGUAGGGGUACAGCCAAACAUAAUAGGUAUACAUGGGUUAAACUCACCCAUGAAAAAGAAAGGAUGUUAAGAUGGGACAAAAGGAAAAUAUAACUCCCAGCUACCUACAGUUAGAAACGCCAACAAACAGGAAAGUUGAAGGGAAAAGACCGCACACCUGCUUCAAGAAGUACCAGCACUGAAUUAAAGGCACAAAUAGUCGUAAAGAAUAUCCAUGAGAAAAUAGGAAGAUUUCGCCAAGAAGGCCCACUAGUCGUGAACUUUAUGUCUCUAACAACAUAACUGGGAACUAUAUAGAGCAAAACAAAUGGAAAUACAAUGAAAACCAUCGACAAAACCAUCAUCCUGGGCGCUGACUCAGAAAUCAACCAGCCUAGUAGAAAAAGGUAAGAACAGGAUAACAGAGGAUUGGGAUAGCAGAAGUUACAAUUGGUGUCAACGGGGGCAGGACUGUCCUUUUGAAAUGCAAAAGAACGGCCCUACUCCAGGAAAUUGCUACAAAUUCUGGGAAAAAAAAAAAAACCCAAAUUUUACAGGCAACCUUCACCAUACACGAUGGUAAGUAAAUAAAUAACAAAAAGAUAGAAUACAAAAAAGGGAACCAUAGCUUUAAAUAACUUUGGUUAAUUACAACAUGAAAAUACAGGUUACGAUUGUGGACAGAGGCGUGGGAAGCCCAGCUGUCUUGGUCGGGUGCCUAAGGGAGGACAGCCAAGAAGGCGUGUCCCAGACUCUUAGGACAGCAGAGUUUGUAGUAGUGAGAAAGUAGAAACGUAGCGAGAGAAUAAACAAUGGAAUCACACACUGUACAUCCCAUGUGGCAGUUUAAAAGAGUAAGAUCCACAUAACCUCGAAUAUUUGCCCAGAAUGGUACAGAUCUAUCUAUUUCGGUAAGUCAAGCAUGCAUAGAAAUUUUUAGAAUGAACUCAGGAAGUGUGGUGGCCACGCUGAUAACUGCACCGAGGGCCUGUGCUGGCUCGUGAGAAGGUAGCCCUGGGGGUCAUUGGCAUCAUCUGUACUGUUGGAAGUCUUAUAAUGGGGUGUAAUAGUACUUGUAAUUAAAUAAAUGUAAGAGUAAUUGUGAUUUGAAAAUAAAGCUACCUGAAGGGUU
Messenger RNA from Panthera uncia (snow leopard), 7347 nucleotides. RefSeq names its product acyl-CoA dehydrogenase short/branched chain (gene ACADSB). Gene Ontology annotation, molecular function: acyl-CoA dehydrogenase activity; flavin adenine dinucleotide binding. The record is from RefSeq and is a predicted model, not a curated record. Bases 92 to 1390 code for a protein of 432 amino acids. The transcript is spliced from 11 exons. Gene Ontology annotation, cellular component: mitochondrion. Lineage: Eukaryota; Metazoa; Chordata; Mammalia; Carnivora; Felidae.